Messenger RNA from Aspergillus campestris IBT 28561, 1446 nucleotides. RefSeq names its product glycoside hydrolase family 76 protein. Gene Ontology annotation, biological process: carbohydrate catabolic process; fungal-type cell wall biogenesis. The transcript is spliced from 4 exons. Gene Ontology annotation, molecular function: mannan endo-1,6-alpha-mannosidase activity. The record is from RefSeq and is a predicted model, not a curated record. NCBI's taxonomy places the organism in Eukaryota, Fungi, Ascomycota, Eurotiomycetes, Eurotiales, Aspergillaceae. The coding region runs from base 1 to 1446 and encodes 481 amino acids.
AUGUGGCUCUUCGAGAGAUCCACAUCGCUAGGAUGUUUUCUCGUGUGGGCCAUACUGCUGCUCGCGCAGACAGCGCAGUCCAUCCUGCUGGACCUUGAUUCACCCGAAUCUAUCAAAAAAGCCGCUAAACAGGCAGCCUCUGGAAUGAUGGCAUACUACAACGGACACCAACCAGGAAACAUCCCUGGGAAUCUGCCGGAGCCCUACUACUGGUGGGAAGCCGGAGCAAUGUUCGGCGCCCUAGUCGAAUACUGGUACUACACCGGCGACAACACCUACAACAGCCUAACAACGCAAGCCCUCCUCCACCAAACUGGCCCCGAAAACAACUACAUGCCCCCAAACCAAUCGCGCACCCUAGGCAACGACGACCAAACCUUCUGGGCCUUCGCCGCCAUGUCCGCCGCAGAAACCAAAUACCCAAACCCACCUCCAGACAAACCGCAAUGGCUGGCCCUCGCGCAAGCCGUCUUCCACUCGCAGGUCGCCCGGUGGGAUAACGCCUCCUGCGGCGGCGGGCUCAAGUGGCAGGUUUUCCCGUUCAAUAACGGCUUCACGUAUAAGAAUACGGUGUCGAAUGGGUGUUUCUUUAAUCUCGCUGCAAGGCUGGCGGUGUAUACGGGGAAAGGGGGCUAUGCGGACUGGGCGGAGAGGGUGUGGGAUUGGACUGUUGCUGUUGGGCUUGUAGAUGGGGAGUUUCAUUUUCGGGAUGGCACGGAUGAGCGCAGUAACUGUACGGUGUUUAAUACGCUGCAGUGGACUUAUAAUGCGGGUUUGUAUUUGCUUGGGGCGGCGCAUAUGUAUCAAUUUACAAACAACUCCCCCCUCUGGCAAACGCGCAUCACGCAAAUAAUCCACAGCCUAGACACAACCUUCUUCGCCCAAUCCAACAUAAUGAGCGAAAUCACCUGCGAACCAACCCACACCUGCAACACCGACCAACGCUCCUUCAAAGCGUACCUCGCGCGCUUCAUGGCCCACACGAUGCAGAUCGCGCCGUUCACGCGGCCCCUGCUGCUUCCCAAACUGCGCGCUUCGGCGGCUGCUGCGGCGAGGCAGUGUAGUGGGCCUGGCGGGGUGUGUGGGUUGCGCUGGACGAGUGGGGUGGUGUUUGAUGGGAGUGUUGGGGUGGGGGAGCAGAUGGCUGCGUUGGAGGUGUUUCAGGGGUUGUUGAGUGGAGGGGUGACGGGGAGGGUUACGGCUGGGAAGGGGGGGAUUAGUACUGGGGGUGGGAAGGGGGGUGGAGGAGGAGGUGGGGGCGGAGGUGGAGGGGGGGAUGAAGGGAAGGAUGGUGAGGAUUGGGAUUGGGACGGGGAUGGGGAUGGGAAUGGUGGAAGUGGAAAGGCAAGCGUAAGAGUGACCGGGGGAGACCGCUUUGGGGCGGCUGUUUUGACGAUGUUGCUGGCGGUGAUUAUUGUGGGGGCGUUGUAUUGGGGGGUUUCUUAG